AUGGGUUCUUCAUCAAAAAGGAAACAUUCAAAGACGAAAAGUUCUAAACUUUCUUCCAAGGCUCGGAAAUUGAAGAAGAGCAAAAGGACUAAAGCCAAGAAGAAACUAGGUCGCCGUCAUGAUUCGAGUACUGACAAUUCCAUGAGUUCAUAUUCCAGUGAUUCAUAUUCUUCAAAUUCUGAUGAUGACUCCAUAAGUUCUAAAUCUCUUUCCUCAUCCAGUUCAAAGGAUACCCACAGGAGAAAAAGCAUAUCACGAUCAAGAAGUACGAAGAAGAGGAAAAAGCAACUUCGAAGAAUAUCUUCUAGCAGAGAAGAUAGUCGGGACUUAUCACGUUCAAGGAAAAGAAAGAGGUCAAAGAAGAAUAGUGUUUCGAAGUCUAGUAAGAAUUCAAAGAGAAAGAAACUUAGGAGGGAUGUAGAAAUUAGUUCUGCAAGCAGUCAUUCACCCAGCUGCUCUACUUGUAAUGGCAGUAUUGGUGGUGAGAGCAGUGAAGGUGAGGGUGUUAGAAGAAGGUCUAGGAAGAACAAAGAUGGCAGGAGAGAUAAACCUCAUAGAAAAAUCCAAUCUACAUUGAGCCCUCAUAGAUCCUCGACUCAUUCUCCUUAUAGUGAGUAUCGAGAUGAAAACUAUCCUAUUAGUCAAGGUGAAGAAACUUGUAUAAGUGAGAAGAAUUCCAGGCGUUUGAAAUCUGUGAUAGUAUUUGCAGAGAAGCCAGAGCCAUCUAUUACAGAUCAGAAUGAAUCAGAGAAAGAUAUGCAAAAAGAAGAGCUCGUCUAUGACCAUGAUGAUUAUCCUUCUAAAAGCAGCAGCGGUGAGGGUGGCAAAAAGGAGGUAUCAACCCCUUAUCCACUUAAUAUGUUUGAUGGUGGUCGAAGUGUAGAAAAUGUUGGAUUAAAUUCUGACAAUGACGUGAUUGAACAAAGUAUAGGUUAUGCUCGUGAGCAUGAACAAGACGAUGUUCGUAAUCCUUCCUCAAAUGACUUUAUGACAAACAGUUAUGAAAAGAAAAGGACAAGUAAUAUUCUCCUCCCUGAUUCUGGUUCCAGUGGUAAUGAUCUGGAAGCAGUUUUGAAGCAAAAAGCGCUGGAAAAUCUGAAGAAGUUCCGAGGAGCACGUAAAACUAAUGUAAAGCCUACUGCUCACAAAACUGAUCAGGUUAAUGGUGAUCGCCAUGGUUCAUCCAGUUCCCAAGCUGAGAUUGUUCAGAGUAAGUUUCCUAUUGGUAGUUGUACAGAGGUUGAGAAAGAUGCUUCUGGCGGAGGAUUAGCUAGAAAAGUGUCUGAAAUUAUUGAACGGAACUCUGAUGAUACACCCGGGCAGGCUAACUUUGGAAAACCUAAUGAGAAGAGCCGUCCAAUGAGACAGCCUGUUUUUGGUAAAUCUGCAUUGGAGAACUCAUCAUUUGGGAAGACAUCUUCAGUCAUUGACUCCACACAGAAUCCAACCAGGUCAUCAAUGGUUUCUAUGAAUAAAAGUCACAUGGAAACUGAGACAAGUUUGAGGAAUCCUGAGUCCAAAAUAGCUCACCUGAAGUCUCCUAGCAUUAGCACAAGCCAAGAUAUAACCUCUACCUCUUCUUUGGUGGGAUCAGCAGCUGUAGAACAGCCAAGCUCAAAUAAUCAGCAAGAUGAGGGCAAGGAUGGGUCACAGUAUCAGCAGAAGACAAUGUCAGUGAUGAGGAACGGCGAAAUGGUACAGGUAAACUAUAAGGUCUACAUUCCUCAGAGAGCUCCUGGUCUUGCUAGGAGACACUUUAAGCGGUGA
Messenger RNA from Oldenlandia corymbosa var. corymbosa, 1767 nucleotides. The record is from the annotation of a GenBank genome assembly. Lineage: Eukaryota; Viridiplantae; Streptophyta; Magnoliopsida; Gentianales; Rubiaceae.